AUGCAUGCCAUUUUCUCUCGCAAGUUCGUCGUUGGCGUUGGCUCUUCUUCAUCUAUGAUGAAGAAGAAGAAGCCCGCUUUCCCUUACACAAGCCAUCUCCUUCCAUCAGAGAUUCAUGGGUUCUUUGCCAGCACGUUGAGAAACAACACACAUCUGAAGUUGAAACCCGGAAGUACUCUCUUGGAGUCUAGAGCUGGGUUCUUAGAUCCUCAGCUUCCUCCAAAACCUUGGGUUUUCACUGGGUUUCAAAAACGUGGAUGGAAGUCUUGGUUUAAUGGAGGUAAUGGCGUUGUUUUCGGAUUGAUAAUAGCUAAUGUUGCUGUAUUUACUAUGUGGAAGAAUUCAGACAAGACAUGGAUGGCGAAAAAUUUUGUGCUAUCAUCGUACACCUUUAUGUCUGGACGUAUACACACGCUGAUAACUUCGGGGUUCAGUAAUGUUGGAACUAGUCAACUCAUCGUUAACAUGUUUGGACUCUACUACUUUGGGACCAGAAUCGCAAGAACCUUGGGACCGGUCUACCUUUUGAAGCUCUACUUUGCUGGAUCACUUGCUGGCUCUUUUCUCUUCAUAAGUCUUCAUGGUGUAAUGGCAAUUCUCAAGGUAACCAUAAUAGUUUCCUUGCUCUCAAAUCAUGCUAGAUACAUCCAUAGAGAAGGUCCAGAGAGAUCUGUAUAUGCCAUUGCACUGCUUGAUCUCUGCCUCUACCCAAGAGUUACUACAUACUUUGAGUUUAUUUGCCGAGUACCCCUAAUGCUUGGGGAACAGAAGAGUAUCACCGGGGGUUCGAUUCACGCUGUGGGAGGAGCUAUGGUUGCAGCCAUUGCGUGGAAGCAGAUUAAGAAAGGUCGAUUCAACUAUUGA
Messenger RNA from Eruca vesicaria subsp. sativa (arugula), 864 nucleotides. Lineage: Eukaryota; Viridiplantae; Streptophyta; Magnoliopsida; Brassicales; Brassicaceae. The record is from the annotation of a GenBank genome assembly.